Molecule: messenger RNA, 8209 nt
Organism: Lepus europaeus (European hare)
Lineage: Eukaryota; Metazoa; Chordata; Mammalia; Lagomorpha; Leporidae
Gene: UHMK1
Product: U2AF homology motif kinase 1
Exons: 8
Coding region: 139-1398 (419 amino acids)
Biological process (GO): positive regulation of translational initiation; regulation of protein export from nucleus; peptidyl-serine phosphorylation
Cellular component (GO): neuronal ribonucleoprotein granule; nucleus
Molecular function (GO): ribonucleoprotein complex binding; RNA binding; protein serine/threonine kinase activity
Source: RefSeq, a predicted model, not a curated record
UCCCGGGAGUCGGUGAGGCGGCUGCAGGCCCCUCCCUGCGGAGCCGCUGGUCCGGCGGGCGGGGAUGUGACCGCGGGCCCAGCCAGCCUGCCUCGGGCGUCGCCACAGCUCCGGUGUCAGUGCCCUCAGCCCACACCGAUGGCAGGGUCCGGCUGUGCGUGGGGCGCGGAGCCGCCGCGGUUUCUGGAGGCCUUCGGGCGGCUGUGGCAGGUCCAGAGCCGCCUGGGUAGCGGCUCCUCGGCCUCGGUGUAUCGGGUGCGCUGCUGCGGCACCCCAGGCUCGCCGCCCGGAGCCCUCAAGCAGUUCUUGCCGCCUGGAACCACCGGGGCUGCGGCCUCGGCCGCCGAGUAUGGGUUCCGCAAAGAGAGAGCAGCGCUGGAGCAGUUGCAGGGUCACAGGAACAUCGUGACUUUAUAUGGAGUCUUUACAAUCCACUUCUCUCCAAAUGUGCCAUCACGCUGUCUGUUGCUUGAACUCCUGGAUGUCAGUGUUUCGGAAUUGCUUUUAUAUUCCAGUCACCAGGGUUGUUCCAUGUGGAUGAUACAGCAUUGUGCCAGAGAUGUUCUGGAAGCCCUUGCUUUCCUUCAUCACGAGGGUUAUGUCCACGCAGACCUCAAACCGCGGAACAUACUGUGGAGUGCAGAGAACGAAUGUUUUAAACUCAUUGACUUUGGACUCAGCUUCAAAGAAGGCAAUCAGGAUGUAAAGUACAUUCAGACAGACGGGUAUCGUGCUCCAGAAGCAGAACUGCAAAAUUGUUUGGCCCAGGCUGGCCUGCAGAGUGAUACAGAAUGUACCUCAGCUGUUGAUCUGUGGAGCCUAGGAAUCAUUUUACUGGAAAUGUUCUCAGGAAUGAAACUGAAACAUACAGUCCGAUCUCAGGAAUGGAAGGCAAAUAGUUCUGCUAUUAUUGAUCACAUAUUUGCCAGUAAAGCAGUGGUGAAUGCCGCAAUUCCAGCCUAUCACCUAAGAGACCUUAUCAAAAGCAUGCUUCAUGAUGAUCCAAGCAGAAGAAUUCCUGCUGAAAUGGCAUUGUGCAGUCCAUUCUUUAGCAUUCCUUUUGCCCCUCAUAUUGAAGACCUGGUGAUGCUUCCUACUCCAGUGCUAAGACUGCUGAAUGUGCUAGAUGAUGAUUAUCUUGAGAAUGAAGAGGAAUAUGAAGAUAUUGUGGAAGAUGUAAAAGAGGAAUGUCAGAAAUAUGGACCAGUGGUAUCUCUGCUUGUUCCAAAGGAAAAUCCUGGCAGAGGGCAAGUUUUUGUCGAGUAUGCCAAUGCUGGUGAUUCCAAAGCUGCUCAGAAAUUAUUGACUGGAAGGAUGUUUGAUGGGAAGUUUGUCGUGGCUACAUUCUACCCACUGAGUGCCUACAAGAGGGGAUAUCUGUAUCAAACUUUGCUUUAAUCCUAACCUGAGGACUAUUUCCUGUUUCUCCUCUUCCAUUUCCUGGGUUAUUCUACUCCACAGCUGAAUGCAGUAGUACCUCUUUACUGUUUUAAGGAGGAACUUUGUACAUUUAUUUAAUCCUAUGAAUGUGCAGCCAUUGUCCAAGCAGUGGCUGCAUUGCAAACAUUUGGCACUGAGUAGGACAAGACCUCUCAGCUAUACAUUGAGGGGUUUAGAGCAUCCAUGUGGGCAACUUUUCUUUUUCUUUUUUUUUUUUUUUUUUUUUUUGUGCAGUAGGGCAAGGUGCUGCUCUUCAGUAUGUAACCUUAAAAUUAAUUAUUUUUGUGAUCAUGAAACAAGGAUGAAUAAUAUGUUGUAGUGAAUAUUAACAAAUUUGUUAGGGCUGGUGACAUCAUUUACAGACUAUUACUUUUGUCGCCAGGUGGUUCUUAUAGUUGAUAUCUGUAGCUGGCACUGGAUGCUCUCAGUAACGUUAAGUAAUUGUCAAGCAACAGUUACCUACUGUGUUCUUAACACUGAGUUGUGAAUUUUUUUAAAGGAGUACUGUAGUACUGAAUAUUCCUUUAAAGAAACUGCAGUGAGCCUAUCUACUUUUUUUUUUAUUAUUAUUAAGGCUUUUAAAAUAGAAAGCUGAUGCUUGAUCUUGCACAAUUUUUAUGUCCAGUAUGUAUGCUUGAGUGAGUGUGCAGGUGUGAAAGUUGGAGAAAAUUUGAGUCAGUGUACUUUAUAGUGUGAAUCUGGUGUUAGUGUAGUCCAUACCCAUCUUUUCCCUACCUGUUUCACAUCUGUAAAAUUUAGGGUGUAUGUUUUUUGAGAAUUGGUCUGAUAGAAUAUGUAGAUGACAAAACAGUUCAUUCCUGAGAGGCACAGAACAAGUUGGAGUCUAUACUGGGGUUAUAUUGAAACUCUUAAAGGUGAUUGGAGCAAAAUUUUUGCUACAUGUGAAUCACCCCAUUCUUCAACCUACUUUAGAUUUUAGACUCUGGAUUGGCUCAUCUUUGUUGUCCUGAAUCUCCUGUGACAAUUAAAAGAUUUCCCAAAAUGUGUUUCAACUUACUAUGAUAGUUACUUAAGGUGGAUUCAAAAGAAAAAAAAAUUAGAUGCACCGUGAAGAGAAAAAGAAAAAAAUAAGGGGGAUAAUCAGGAUUCUUUUUUUUUUUUUUUUUUUCUGUCUCUGGCUCUCAUCCAUUUCCACGCCUUUUCUUUCCCCUUUCUCAUCCCCUUUCUCAUUUUCUGCCUCUAUCCUAAGCUGAAGAGAAGCUAAGGGAACUAUAUCCCAGGUGGUCUGGCUUUUGACUACAAAGAAAUUAAGACAAGUAUUGAUAGAAUAAAGUGGAAGUAGAAAGGAAGAAAAACUAAAAGAAUUUUUAAAAGGAUUCAUAGCUAUCUAAUGAGUCAUGAGUUCAUGGACACAGAUUGAUUACAUGAUUUUAAGAAUUAUAAUUAUGGAUCCCUGUUACUUUAUGAUAGAUUGUCUUUAAAGAUAUAAAAAUUAGGAAAACUUUAUAAAGCACUGAUUAUACAAGAAAAAGACAAGUUGUAUACAGGUUAUGAAUUUUUUCCUGUUUCAUUGCCUGAAUGAUAUUUCUAUUUAUUAUUAAUUUUUUUUCCUAAGGAAAAAGUCCUUUAUAUCUUUCUCUGCUGAAAGCCUCCUCAUAUAAUCUUGUAUGUGUCAUGCAAGUUACCAAGAGCUCAAUCAGAAUUUACAUCUUAGAGAAGGAAGAUUUUACUCUAAUCAAACAGUCACUAUUUAUCCUUUUAGUUAUUUAUAGUUAUCCAAUUAUUCAGGACUCUCCCUUAAUAUUUAUUAUAAAGCCGAAUUUGGAAUAAUGAGGCUGAUUUAUGAAUUACCAAAGGGUCUUGUAGCAUGGUCUUCAAUAUGUGCCCUUAGAAGGAAGAACUGUUAUUCUUUAUUUUGGAGCUUUCUGAGUUCGAUUUCAAACUUCCUGAUUCGUUUUCAAGUCAAAAUUCAAGAAUGUAGAACCAGUAAUGUGAAGACCUAGGCUUUCCUAAAAGAUAAAUGUUCAUAUGGGUAACAGCUUCUGUGGUGAUUAAAAACACCAGGUCCUUACUUGCAUACUGAUGAACACAGAAUACAAAUGAAUUCUUUUUAAGGGCAAGUAUUCUAAGUUAGCGUAUUUACCUUUCCCCCCAUUUCUUAUUCCCUCUCCUCCCAAAAGAGAAAUCAUUGCAGAAAAACUGCAGUCAGGCCAGGCUUCAGAGCUCAGUUGUGUAGUAUGCUGCUAGCAUUGAUGCUGAACUCAGCAGCAUUCUUUUAUCAUCUUAUUGCUGAUGUAUUUAUAUGUAUGUGUAGUGUUUAUCAAAUUUUAUUACAGAAGAUGCUAACUAGAGUUUUAGGGAACUAAGGGAAUAGCUGAUGUGCCCAAGUAAUCAUGCAUUGAAUUCAAUAUUUUAUAUUAAACCCUCAGUGUUGAAAAAAGAUGCCUCCUGUCACUUAAAUUGUCCUUUUAUAGCUCUUAUCCCACUUUACCAAAGAUGACACUUAUAGGUUUUCUUUCCUUCUCUGAUAUUUUCAGAAGUUUAAUCUUAAUGUCUUUCUUAAACUUGAACUAAAUGUUACCAGAAGAUUCAGUGAUUCUUUGGGGAUGAAAUAUAUUUGUGGGGAUUUUGAUUCCCUUAAGUUACUGAAAAUUUAGAAAUUUUGUAAUUGAGAAACGUGAUAAAGAUGUGAGAAUUCAUAUCACUUAAGCCCUUCUCUUUUAGGAACAUUUUAUCUCAGGUAGUUUUUCUUUCCUCAAAUUGAUACAUGUACUUCCUUCUCUCUCCUUCCCACUUUAUUCUUCAUUGUUUCAUGGUGUUGCUGCAGCAUAUUUUGCCCCCAGAAAAAUCAGGUAAAUUGAUUAUUCUACAGAAAAUCUUUGAUCCUUUAAAAACACAUUUGGGAAAGGUGGCUAGCUAGCCAUUAUCAAAACUAGAGGAGAGCAGCAAGUAGAGUUAGAUGCCUCAGUUAGAGAUAGCACUAGCUAAGAGUAAGUCCUGGCUGGAUUUUAGAGGAAUUAAAAAUAAUUUAUCCUCUUGCAAUAAGAGAUCUGCCUUUAAUACCACUGGAUGUCUUCCUUAUUUUGUGACCAUCAUUAUAGCAACUCUCUUUAGAGAAAUUCCUUCUCUGCUAUACCUUGAGCCAAAAUUGUGGUUGCUUUUAGAACAAAAACAGUUUUUCUGAUCUUUCUCUUUGCUAUGAUCCAGAGAAGUGUUGCCUUCAUUUUGGUAAUCUAGCUGCUAGAGAGUGCUGAGAUAUGUUAAAUUAACCCGCCAGAAAUAUGGCUGCCAUGUAGGUAGGGAAAGUUGUAGGAACUAUGGGUGUAAGGCUUGUGUUUUAUUUUAUUAUACUGGACUUUCAGUCUGGUAAUGGCAUCAGUUACUUUUCUGGAAUAAAUUGAAGGCUGAGCUAGAAUACUCAUCAGAUGCUGUUUUAUGGCUCUUUUAAGUUCAUUUAUCAAAAGCAAGUGACUAUCAUUUUGGCAUCACUUUCUUAGGUUUUAUUUUCCAACUUUAUUACAUUAGGCCUAUCUUACAUAAUUAUCAGUUAUACUUGGCAGCAUGGCAUUUUAUUUUUUUAUAAUUUAGUGAAAAUCAGCACCAUAGAAAUUGAUAGUGAAUAGAAUAGUUAAUGGGUGAGAAAGUGAGAGAGACACCCAGUAACCACAUGUUUUACCUGGACUCUUAUGCAAGGGUAUAUGCUAGAUGGCUUCAUUCAGAUUAUGAUACAGAUGGAAUCACAUCUUGACUUUUGGUCUGGAUUAAAGUGGAUAAUGGAGGUAGUUAGAGAUUUAAGCAAGUGCCUUGUGUUUCCUGGAAACUAUUGAAACUCGUUUGGAUGAAAGAUUCUCAAAUGGUGAUAAUUAAUUACACCCUCUACCUUUUUCUUGGGAUAAUUUGGAGUCAUAUAGUAAAGUCCCAAAUGUCCUUGAUUUGCUAUUUUUGUUUGCAUGAAACUAUUCACAUUUGAUUUUGUUCCCACAUUAUAUAUGAUGGAGAAGCCAGAAUUACCUGGCAGAAUUUAAUUCUUCCUUGGAUCUAGUUCCCAUUUUUAAUGUUGGGUUCCUUUUUCAAAUCUGAUUACUCUAGCUGUAGCUCUCUAGAAUAACUUAAAACAUUCUUACCAAGUCCUUGGUCACAAAAGAUCAAAAGAAUUCUCAUUUCUUAAGGUGCUCAACAAAUCACCUUUGUUUUGAGAUGGUAGUCUUUCAAGUUACUGCUACUUACAACCCUUCUCAGUGAUGGGGCACUCAUCUGAACCUCUUGUGGUAUAUUUCAAUAAGUUACAUUCUUAGUCUUAGAGAACAUGGACAUUUUAGUGUUUGGAAUACCCCAAAUUUUAAAAGGUUUUGCUUUGUUUUAGGUUAGCUUCUUCUCUUCCUGAUGCUAUAAAAUAUAACAUGUUAGAUAUCCUAGCCACCUCCCCCAAAUGGUUUUCACUGUUUUUUAAAUUGUAUAAUGACCAGUAGAUUCAUCCAGUGGCAUGCAAUUGAUAAGUACUAUGGAUAUUUAAGAUGAUGGUAAAUAAUUUUAACUAUUUUUGCUAUAAUUUUAUAGGAGAAAUGGGCUGUAAAAGAAAUCUAUAAACCACAGAGAGCAUUUAGGAAACUUUAUAUUUUAUAGAGGGUCAUUAAUGUGUCCUUAAUUCAAGAUAUAAGGUAUAUAGUUUACACAAUCUUUGUUCUCCUCAUACAAAGUUUUUAUUCAUUUUCCUAUAGGUCAGCACUUUUCAUUGUUCCUUGUACUGCUUAUGCAGACUUCUUUUCAGUUUGCUUUAUUUGUGCUUUUCAGAGAGUUGUCAUACUCAUGGUAAUUGUGUUUGUGGCACCAUAAAUGCCAAAAUUCAUGGGAAACUUAAUGAGUGAUUGCCUAAGUAUUAUUUCCCUUCAAAUUGGGAUGGUGCCACAAUAAUCAGAGAAAAUGGAUGGCUUUUUUGAAGGCCAUGUAGGUUCCAUGACAUCUGGUCAUAGUGUAUUGCUUUAAGGGCACAGAAAAACAUUCUAUCUUAACUUGCCUUAUAUGACCAUAAGUCCUUGUUGUGCAAAGUGAAGCUUAUUUUAUUAUACUACUUUGUAUAAUGAAAAUAAGUCACAUUCUAGAGGGGGAGACCUGGAAUUUUUCUUUUCUUUUGUUUCUUUUUAAGAAACUCCUAUAUAGAAAUCAGAGCUACUCACUACCUUGUGCUCUUGAUUGUCCACGAGGAUUACUUGUAGUCCCUUUUUUAUCCCACGUUGGAAUUGCCCUCCUCUUCUAGAUUGCCUCCCCUUCGUGAUAAUCAUGAUAUCAGGACAGCGAAUGUAUAGUGUGUAACAUCAAAUGUGGUGAGGUAUUCUGAAAUCCUGCAGCAUGGACACAGAAUCUCUGUAGUUAAUGAAUUAGCUAUGGCUGAAUUGUUAGCAUGGAUUGUCAGAAGACUGCCAGGUCUUAGUAAGGAGGAGAAAGAUAGAGAUGAGGGGAAGGAAACCGCUCCCUUACUGAUAUUAGUAAUCUUCCAUGUAGUUAAUGGUCUAAAAAUUGUAUUUACUUCUUAAAAUCCAGGAUUGGAACUGGUAACAUAAAAAUAUUGACUUUUCUGUACAUUCCUCAUCAUUGGUUCCCCAGAAAAUAGUUAUUAAGAGUUUAUGAAACCAGAUUAAAUAUCCAUAUUCACUUCAGCCUUAUUUUUUCAAAUAAAAAUUUGAAAUUUCAGCUUUUGUGUAUUUGGUGUUCAUCACUGUUCAUGAAAUCAAGGAUCAGAAAGGAAGUGGAGAUGAGACAUCUCUGUAUUUCCCUUUGCACUUUGGGUACAGUGAGUGGCAUUAGUGUGCACUAGCUGCGAAUUUACAGCACCUUAUGGAACUAAGUAGUGUUUAUUUAUUAUAAUAGAAAAGUUAAGCUGCACUUCUGUAGAUAAUUGACUUUGCAGAGUGUAAAGCUAUCAUAUCUUCCAACAGGAUUUACUCUUUCAUUCUUAAUUGUUUUUGAAAAAUCUUAAAUAGUGUAACAUUCCUUUAUAUCCUUUUUAAUAGUUUUGAAUCUGGAGUAGAAGGGAUUGUUUUUUCCCAAAAGGGCUUCAUCAUUGCUAUCUUUUAAUCAUGCUUAGGGAUCCAGUUAUAAUCAAUAAACUUUAACAGUUUGUGGCCUCCUAUGUCAGCAGUGCAGUAAUUGGUUGUGAAUAUUAAAUUGAUUACUAUUUUCCCUCUGUAGCAUGUAAUUGCUAUGUUUUUGCAAAGAAGGUGUGACUAGAAACAAAUGUGAAAGAUCACUUAAACCAAAGCCAGUUUAAAGGAGUAUUCUCUCCUGUUGGUUUACCUUCACCUCAGAAUUACAAUAAUAUUACAAUGCAUAGUGAAUAAUUGUUUAUAACAUUUCUACCAGUUUCAAUUGCAUAUUGGUCUUGGCAUUUCUUGGCACUAUGGUUCUCUGUGAUGUCUUACUGUUUGUGAGGGUUUUUUUUUUUUAUUUUUAAUAACUAAGUGGGACUAUAAAUGUAGAUAUGUGUCAGUACUGAGUACUUUUCUCAAAUCCCCAAAUUUCUGGUUUUCAUUCAAGUCUUUUAUUCUAUUUUUUUUUCUUGCUGAGUAGCAAAAGACUUUUAUUUUCCACUUUUCCUAUAUACCUACAAAGUAUGAACACUGCGUUUCAAUUGAUUGUAUUGCAUACUUUUUUGCUGAAAACCUUUUCUGUAAACACAAUUGCCUUGUUCAGUUUUGUUGUAAACUGACUUAUCAUAAGAUGCACUGUUGAUAUGCUUUCUGAUGUGUUUGAUAAGAGUGAUAAAAUAAAGCUUAAAAAAUAAAGCAAUUUCUUUUUUCCCUGUUUAUACUUA